This is a messenger RNA of Silurus meridionalis, 2495 nucleotides long. It is a transcript of the gene baiap2l2a, whose product is annotated as BAR/IMD domain containing adaptor protein 2 like 2a. Gene Ontology annotation, biological process: actin filament bundle assembly; actin crosslink formation; positive regulation of actin filament polymerization. Bases 180 to 1442 code for a protein of 420 amino acids. The transcript is spliced from 15 exons. Gene Ontology annotation, molecular function: protein binding. Gene Ontology annotation, cellular component: cytosol; nucleoplasm. NCBI's taxonomy places the organism in Eukaryota, Metazoa, Chordata, Actinopteri, Siluriformes, Siluridae. The record is from RefSeq and is a predicted model, not a curated record.
AGAACUUCCUUAUUGCCAAUGCGUUUUUUCUAUAUAUUUCCGAAUUCAGUAGCCCUUCAGUGGUGUCGCGCCUGAAUUAAUCCUGCUCUGAAUGCUACAUUAUGACGCCACGGCUACGGAAACCUCAACCAGCAGGAUAUUGUUUACUUGUUGGCUUUUCAAAAUAACUGAAGUGAAAGAUGUCAGGACUGAACAGUGACCAACUCCAUCGCUCCACACUCGGAAUCUACAUGACUCUAAUGGACCAGUUUAACCCGAGCCUACAGAGGCUAGUGGCACUAGGCAAUAACUACUUCCAGGCUUUCCAAGCUUUAGCUGCAACUAGUGAAGCCUACUUUAGUGCUCUUGGUAAGAUGGGUGAACAUGCCAUGCAGACGAUGUCAUCCCAUUCACUAGGUGACAUACUAAUAAAGAUUUCUGAGAGUCAGAGAAGACUUACCAAUGAACUCGCAGGGGUGUUUCACUGGUUCCAUAACGAAGUCCUACAGGAAAUGGAAAACAACACCAGGCUGGAUAAAGAUUACAUAUUUGAAAGUAAGAGGCGCUAUGAGAUGGAGGUGAGGAACCAGUUGAUGGUCCGGGAGAGACAGCUGAGGAGAGGAGGUUUACAAGAUGGAAAUGAAUAUGUACAGUUCCUGAGGGAAAGCCAAAGAGAGGCCCUGAAGGAACAGGAGAGAAGAUAUCGCUUUCUGGCUGAGAAACACUGUGGACUUACUCAAUCCGUAGUCUAUCUCAUUAACAAGACAGGCAACACUCUGCAGCAGAGAGCAGAAGGAUGGAGAGAGCAGGUGAAUCAGACAAGAGAAUCCCGUCCAGGCACUGCAUCCAGACUUGCAGACAUUGUGGCUGAUGAUCAAAGUCAAGCUCAGGCAGAACAGCCUCUAGGCAGAGUGCCCUCUAGAGGGCCAUCCCCCCAACCGACUCGAUCCCGCUCCGGUUCAUUUGGAGAAACACGUAGAUCAGGUGGUGCUAGGAUGAUGAGAGCGUUGGUGCCACAUACCCCUGCUUCCAAUUCCACCCUCUUAUCAUUUUCCAAAGGAGAAACCAUUACAGUACUUGUACCAGAGCCCCGAAAUGGCUGGCUGUAUGGUUGUUCCGAGAGUUCAGCACGGCAAGGCUGGUUUCCAGCUGCCUAUAUUGGUCCAAUGGAAGACACUUCUCAUGUGCCUGAGCCCAGUGCCCUUAGAAGUAGUAGCAGCAUGAGCAACCUUCUUGACCAAACAUCUAGCAGCAGAGCAAAUGUACCUCCACCUCCACCUCCACCACCAUUUCCAAACAAAUCCAGCAGCUCACGCUCAGUCACACCCACUACUGUUGAAAAUAAAAAACAAGACAACUAUGGCCCUCGACCAGAACUUUUCCCCAGAGGCACAAACCCGUUUGCGACGGUGAAACUGAAACCCACUGCAACCAAUGACAGAUCAGCUCCACGGGUAUUCUAAUAUAUUCAAGCAACGAGAGAUGAUAGACAUCAAAACACAGCUCCAUCAGAGUGCAGUACAUCAUAAAUCAACACAACACAUGCUGCAGAUUUAGCAGCUGUAACUAACUGUCUCAGAUGUUGUUUCCUCAUAUUUUAGCUGAAGAAGUUUUUGCUGGGGUGGGAUAUGAACUUGUUUGACAGAAUGAAAGAAGGAAAGUCGAGAUGGGGCUUUGAGCCUGUUAGGCAACUUGGAUUUAAAUUCUUUCCUUAUUUUUUUUAGUGUAAAAUGUAUUAUUUUAUAAAUGUUAAUAUAAAAAUGUACAUUUUAAUGCAAAACAUAAAAACCUUUUUUUUCACAAUUAUACAUUACUGGACAAAAGGUCUAUCCAUGUCAGAGCAAAGAGAACAUAUCACUAAUCAUUUUUAUACCUAUUUGAUUUAAUUACAAUAUGCUGAGAAUACAUAAUUUGUGUGAUGAGGGUUACAGUUUCUAUAGUAAAAGUUCAUACUCAUGGCUUUGUAUUUUUUGCAUAAUCUAUGUAAAAUAAGACCUAAUAAAUAAAUAAAGAGAUAAAAAAAUAAGAAAAUUCUAAACGUAUUAUGGUGAUGGUUCUUUUAGGAGAUGCCAGUGUCAUAUUUAAUCGCAGUUGAUAUUUUCUUUAAAUAAAGAAUUCUUUAAGUCAGAGGGAUUUGUGUUUUCUGUAAACUAUUUUGUUGUUGUUUUUUGAAUAUUUUCAACUAAAUAUCUAGUACUAACUAACUAACUGCAAUAUGACAGACAAGAAACAACUGAUUAUAGUUUUUAUUAUUAAAGUAAUGAUAAGAAUAUGGAUGUUCCACUUCAUUGAAAAAUAAUGAUACAUUUUUUAUAAAGAAAAAUAGAAAAAAAAUUGUUGCCAACUUGCUGUUUUUUUUUUUUUUUUUUUAAUUUGAAUAAAACACUGUGGGACAUGAUGUUAUGGAAAAAUAAUACAGUCAUUCUUAACUACUUAACUGUCAUUUUCUGACUGCCUGUACAUUAUUUGUGUUAUGAGUCUUUGACUUCCUCAAUAAAAUAACUCUUUUAGUAUGA